GGACCCCAGCUCACGAGCCGCAAUCCAUCCGCGCAACUAUCCCCUGCGCUGCUCUGCACGACUCUGGGGCGGGGGGCUGUGCCUGUCUGUCCUUCCUGUUUGCCCCUGCGUGCCUGCGUGCCUGCCUGCCCAGCCUUGCCUCUGCCGUGCCUGGCUCGGUUUGUGCUUGAUCACACCCGAGGGCAAGAGGGAGGAGUAGUAGGGCGACGGUGAUCGACACAAAGAGCUUUCUCGUGCUGGAUUUGGGCUGCCGUCCUUGCACCUUGGUCCUGUGGAGAGUGUUUCGGAGGGGAGUAUGAAGCCCGAAAUCAUGAGAACGAUCGAGUAAUAAAUGGGCAACACCUGUCUCGGGUCAAGCGUGGGUAAGAAUGGCUUUUUUCAGGGAGUGACACAUCCCAAUUCUUACACACCCUGGGGCCGCCAGAACUCCUUCACUUCGCAGGGAAACAGCGGCACCUCUCCUGCAAAUCGGCGCUCGAGCGAGCCGAACUCGGCCAUCCGCUCCAAGGAUCUGAACGAGAACAGCUCGUCGAAUCUGGUGUCGCAUCAGGAGUCCAGCUUCGAUACUCCCAUUUACCCCUUUGCCACCCAGCAUCGACCUCCUGUGGCCAAUCACAUCCCUCCCGGUGGUGCAGCCGCUCAGCCUGGCAAAGGUCCCCAAUCUGCUGCCAACCACAGGCCCAGCCACACCACUGUCACAGUUGCGGAUCCAGUCAACCCGGGCGACCCAAUGGCGAGGCGGGCCCAGCCUGUGAGUGUGGUUCCAGGGCAGAGCCUCACUCACUCUGUUCUGCAGAGGACGACAGAGCCCCUGAAAGAGCUUUUCACUCUGGGCCGCAAGCUGGGACAGGGCCAGUUCGGCACGACGUAUUUGUGCAUUGAGAAAUCCACAGGUAGAGAGUACGCUUGCAAGUCGAUCGCCAAGAGGAAGCUGAUCUCGCAGGAAGACGUGGAAGAUGUGAGGCGUGAGAUUCAGAUCAUGCACCACUUGUCGGGGCAUCCGAACAUUGUGAUGAUCAAGGGAGCCUACGAGGAUUCCUCCUCGGUUCAUCUGGUCAUGGAGCUCUGCGCAGGAGGAGAACUUUUUGAUCGAAUUAUCCAACGUGGGCAUUACAGUGAAGCCAAAGCAGCAGCGCUUACCAGAACUAUUGUAGGUGUAGUGCAGGCUUGUCACUCGCUCGGAGUCAUGCACCGUGAUUUGAAGCCUGAGAACUUUCUACUCGCCAACAGGCACGAAGAUGCUCCCCUGAAGGCCACGGAUUUCGGUCUUUCCGUGUUUUUUAAGCCAGAGGAGGUAUUCACCGAUGUUGUGGGAAGCCCUUACUACGUUGCUCCCGAGGUUUUACGUAAGCAUUACGGUCCUGAAGCAGAUGUAUGGAGUGCUGGUGUUAUACUCUACAUUCUUCUCAGUGGUGUACCACCAUUCUGGGCAGAAACGGAACAGGGUAUUUUUGAGCAGGUACUUCGUGGUGAUAUAGACUUCAUGUCAGACCCCUGGCCAACGAUUUCCGAGAGUGCAAAGGAUCUGAUCCGGAAGAUGCUGCACCCGAAUCCUGCUAAAAGAUUGAAAGCUCAUCAAGUCCUCAGUCAUCCUUGGAUCCAGGAGGAGGGUGUGGCGCCAGAUAGGCCAAUCGAUCCGGCUGUUCAAUCACGGUUGAAGCAGUUUUCAGCCAUGAACAAGUUAAAAAAGAUGGCAUUGCGGGUUAUCGCAGAAAGCCUUUCGGAAGAGGAGAUUGCUGGCUUGAAGGAGAUGUUUAAAAUGAUGGACACUGAUAACAGUGGAACUAUCACCUUCGAAGAGCUGAAGGCCGGGCUUAAGCGUGUGGGUUCCGACUUGAUGGAAUCCGAGAUCCAUGAGCUAAUGGAAGCUGCUGAUGUCGAUCGUGAUGGAGCGAUAGACUACGGAGAGUUUAUUGCUGCAACCAUCAACUUAAACAAGAUCGAGCGGGAAGAGAAUUUGUUUGCAGCGUUUUCCUACUUUGACAAAGAUAAGAGUGGAUACAUUACAGUGGAUGAGCUGCAGCAAGCUUGUGUAGACCACAACCUCGGAGAUGUACGCAUCGAUGAGAUGAUUCGCGAAGUAGAUCAAGACAACGACGGCCGCAUUGAUUACAAUGAGUUCGUGACGAUGAUGAGGAAAGGAAACGGAGGAAUUGGGCGACAUACAAUGCGGAACAGCCUGAGAGCUAGUCUUAGUGACGUAUUGAUGGAGGAAGUUCAACAAAGAAUGGUGAACACACAUGUGGACCCCAGGGCUGCAGGACAUAGAGACAACGUGAACGGCGGCAGAAAGUGAUAAACUUCGAGGUUCUAGAUGAUUCGAACUCUCCUCCCUGAGCUUGUAAGUGCUUUUAACGAGUUCAAUGAUCAUUAGCUGUAGAUAAGUCAGGAAUCUCUCAUCAUAGUACGGUUUUUACUCACUUAUGUUAUAAUAUAGAGAGCUUUUGCCACGUUUUCCAAGAGACAAAUUUACAAUACAAAUGUUUCAAUACACCUGUGUUAGAAAAGAAAAGAUUACUUCGUAUCUGAAGACUCCAGUUGAAACUCAGAAACCAUGACAGUGGAGCUACCGAACGCUUUUGUAUCAACCUUGAAUUUAAUGGGGAAACUGUUUUGUAUGAGUUUGGAUUCGCCCUCAUACCCAGUUGCAUGACAACAAACCCGUGGGUCAAUUCGUUUCUCUAACUAUAGUUCAU
Molecule: messenger RNA, 2696 nt
Organism: Marchantia polymorpha subsp. ruderalis
Lineage: Eukaryota; Viridiplantae; Streptophyta; Marchantiopsida; Marchantiales; Marchantiaceae
Source: the annotation of a GenBank genome assembly